GUAAAAAGCAGAGGACAAAAUCUUGCCUUCUUCAUCUUGAGUAGCUCACAGAGGUGGAGGAGAAGGAAGUGGGUCGUGGAGAUGAAAGCUGGAAGACUUCCUGAUUACAGUUUUCUAUCCAUACUUUGUUUCCUGUCCAGUUCAGUGCUGUCUCAAACACAGUAACUGACUAUGUUAUCAUAACUGGGAUCAUCUUGUUCAAGGCCCAAACACAGAAGAUGAGGAAAUCAGAAAUUACCACCACUCCUGAAGGAGACACAGUUAUAGAGAGAAAUGAAGCUGAUAUAACCAUGGGUAGCCCCAAGCAGCAAGUCUCCUGGCCCUUGAUUUGUUCUGUUGCAUCCUCUGUGCUUGGAUCUUUGCAGAUUGGAUACCAUAUUGGGAACAUGAAUGCUCCCCAGAAGGUCAUUGAGGAUUUCUUCAAUGAGACCUGGGCGUUCCGUUAUGAGAAGCCAGUCCCACUGCCCAUCCUGUCUGUGCUUUGGUCUCUGACAGUCAGCAUCUUAGCACUGGGAGCAACAGCAGCAGUGCUGAGUGUUAGUUUGUUUGCUGAUAACUUAGGAAGGAGGAACUCCAUUCUUCUUACCAACAUGCUGGCCAUCUUGUCUGUUCUGCUAAUGGGCUUCUCAAAGAUGGCGGGAUCUCCAGAGAUGCUGAUUAUUGGACGCCUGGUGAUUGGUCUGUACAGUGGACUUAGCAUGGCCCUCAUACCACUCUACAUUCAAGAGGUGUCACCUACCGCUCUGAGGGGAGCCUUCUCUACCAUGAACCAACUUUUCUACACUAUUGGCAUCUUCCUUGGACAGGUUAUGAGUCUCGAGGAAAUGCUGGGUACUCCCAAACACUGGCCACUAAUGCUGUCCUUGUCUGUGGUGCCGGCUGUCAUUCAGUAUACCUCACUCCCUUUCUGUCCUGAGAGUCCACGCUACCUUCUCAUCAACAAGAACCAGGAGUACAGAGCAUUAAGAGCACUAUGGGAUCUGCGUGGUACCACUGAUGUUGUGGCUGAAUUUCAGGAAAUGAAAGAGGAAAUGUUACACCUCCAUAAGGCAUCAAAGGUCACCUGCUGCCAGCUCUUCUCGGUCCCUCAAUACCGCCAACCUAUCAUUAUUGCUCUUGUCCUGGCUGCCAGUACACAACUCUCGGGCUUUAACGCUGUAAUUAACUUCUCAACAGAGAUGUUCACAAGUGCAAGAAUCAAAAAACCUGAAUAUUUCACUCUUGGUGUUGGAAUGGUGAACAUCAUGUUUACAGCUCUGUCGGUACUUCUUGUGGAAAAGGUUGGAAGGAGAACACUUUUAUUAGUGGGACAGAUGGCCAUGGUGAUAUGUACACUUCUGCUCACCGUCACAACUUCACAAUAUACUGAAGGGAGAUGGGUUAGCUGUUUGCUGGUUAUGUCCAUCUUUUCGUUUGUGGCUUUCUAUGAGUUGGGCCCAGGUCCCAUCACCUGGUUUAUCACUGCUGAACUGUUCAGCCAGUCAGCUCGACCAGUUGCUAUGGGGGUGUCUGGAUGCUGUAACUGGAUAUGCAAAUUCUUAGUGGCCAUGAUCUACCAACCACUUACUGACCUCAUAGGCUCGUACUGCUUCCUUGUCUUUGCAGCCUGCCUCUUCUGUGCCUUUAUCUAUACCUGGAGGAAUGUACCAGAAACCAGGGGACGGACCUUUGAAGACAUCACUUUGGAAUUUAGUCAGACAGAAGUACGUCAACCUGGUAGAUUUUACAACACUCCAGACCCAUUGUACUAUGGUACAUAUGAAAAUGGAUCACUCUGAGGAAAAGCUAGGG
Molecule: messenger RNA, 1791 nt
Organism: Protopterus annectens (West African lungfish)
Lineage: Eukaryota; Metazoa; Chordata; Ceratodontiformes; Protopteridae
Product: solute carrier family 2, facilitated glucose transporter member 1-like
Exons: 12
Coding region: 219-1778 (519 amino acids)
Biological process (GO): monosaccharide transmembrane transport
Cellular component (GO): membrane
Molecular function (GO): hexose transmembrane transporter activity
Source: RefSeq, a predicted model, not a curated record